This is a messenger RNA of Cavenderia fasciculata, 3534 nucleotides long. RefSeq lists its product as uncharacterized. Lineage: Eukaryota; Evosea; Eumycetozoa; Acytosteliales; Cavenderiaceae. The record is from RefSeq and is a predicted model, not a curated record. Bases 1 to 3534 code for a protein of 1177 amino acids. The transcript is spliced from 2 exons.
AUGGACAAUCAUCAACAACAACAACAACAACAACAACAACAUUAUUAUAUAAAUAAUAAUAAUAAUAAUGGUAAUAAUGAUCCAACAUUGCCACCACCACUUUUACCAGUUGGUGUUGUAGGUUCAUAUCAUCAUCAACCACUUCAUCAUCAUCAACAUCAACAUCAACAUCAACAACAGUUGCAUUCGCAUCCUUAUCCACAAUCGCAUCCACACCAUCUUUCCAAUGCUACCAAUAUUCAACACGCCCAUUUCACUAGCGAUGGUCAAUUGGAUACGACCAACGUCGUCAAAAGACACUCCAUCUCAACCUCGUCUCAUAACCUACCAUUCCCACUCGGUGAUUCGUACGGUACGAAUCAUAAUCAAUAUUAUAACAAUAACAAUAGCAAUAACAACAGUAACAACAACUAUGGUGGCCAAAUGGUAGGUCGUAAUGGCAAUGGUUCUGAUGCAAGCGUAUUGAUGACGACUACGACGAAUAAUGCGAAACCACAAUAUCAUCAACAUCAUCAUCAACAACAACAACAACGUCAAACGAUCCAAUCUCAACAACAACAAAAUGAUGAUGAGUUUAUGGAAAAUGAUGAUAGUGAUGAGUUUAUUGAUGAUGAAUUCCUGUCCAAUGAAAAUGAUGAUACUCAAGCACGUAACCCAUCUCCUCCUAUUGGUUACUCUGUUGUGAACCAUCAUCAACAACAACAACAAAUGCAUUCUCCACAACAAAUGCAUUCACCACCUCAACAACAUCAACAACAAGUACAUUUACAACAACAACAAACGAUUCAUCCAACUUAUCACAUACCAUAUUAUCAUCCCAUGUCACCAAUUGUUUAUGUACCGACGGGACAACCUAUUGGAUCUCCUCCAGUUCCAUCACACGUUCCGGUUUCCGUCCCAGUUGGUAUUCCAGUUGGCCAUCAUCAUCAUGAGAAUCCCGCAUCGCCACCCCCACCAACAACCGCCGUUUAUUACCUUAGCACUUCACCACCAACACACCAACUACGUCCGCCACAACAUCAACAACAACAACAACAUAUUCAACCUCAACCACAACAACAACAACAAUUCAUUACGCCAACAUCAGUCAUUUCAUCACCACCUCCUCCACCACUAGUUUAUUCAAAUAGUCCUCAACAACCCCAACAACCAUUUUUUGGGUCACCUCCAUCUACGCCUUCCACACCAUCACCUCCCUUUAUAUCUGAUGAUCCUUUGGUUGCAAGUAAUAGUAAUAGUAAUAGUACAACAACACCAACAACUACUACAACUACAACCACAAACCAACAACAACCUCCACCACCACCAAUCCCAACAGUAUUGGCAAAGAAAAGAAUGAGAUCAUCGGUCGACUCUGAUCCCAAAUUACCUCCGCCACUUGGAUCCCCACGUGGAGUAACUAAUAAUGCCAAUGAUAUGAAUGUACAAUCCAUUAGACACUAUAUUGGCGAGAUCUCUAAACGUCUUGGUGUCAAAGACAAGGACAAGUCAACUUUAUCGACUUUAUCAACAUCAUUGGCAACACCAAAUCAACUUGGUUUAUUUGUACCAAUGUUGGAAUCACAAAAGAAUAUCUAUCGUAAUUUAUUAAAGAACAAUAUUCCAAAUGCUCUAGACCCAAAGAAAUCUGAAAAGGAACAGUCCAUCCUCCUUUCAGAAUUACAAUUAUCUUUAAUGAAAUGUUGUAAUCUUUAUGAAUCCAAUAAUAAUAAUACCAACACCAAUAAUACCAACAAUAACAAUAAUAAUAAUAAUAAUAAUAGCAAGAUUGAUCAAUCAUCUGGAAAAUUAUUAAUGAUUGAAAGAAUUUUGGUAGAAUCUAAAAUAUUCUCAAGUAAUAUGAGAAUUAUUAUUUUAACUUCCUCAUUAUCAACUUUAUCUUUAUUAAAAGAUUUUCUUUUACAAAAGUCAAUUAAUUAUAUUGAUCAAGUUGAACAAUUAAAAACAAUGAUGCAAGAGAAAAAGAAAAAGGUGGCUACUAAAAAAAAUAAGUCAUCGUCAACGAUGGGACCGACCAUAAUUGUUUCAACCUAUGUCCAAAUGAAACAACAACAAUUGGUUGGUAUGGCAAGACUGGAUGAUAUAGUAAUUGAAUUUGACCGAUUUGUCAAGUUUAAUGAAGACGAUGACCAGCAGCAGCAGCAGCAGCAGACGGAAGAUGUAGAUAUCAACAUCCACGGCACACCAUUAUCGAUUGCACCCAUUGCCUAUCCAAACAGUAAUAUCAUUUCAUUGAUUACAUGUGAUACUACUGAAGAAUGGUCCUAUGCAUUUUUCAAAUCAACAUCAAAUAACAAGACAAAAAUUGAGAUUUUCAAAGAGAUGAUGAAGUUUUGUAUUUUAAAACUAAGUAGUAGCAGCGGUGGUGGUGGUAGUUCAUCAUCAUCGUCGUCGUCGCCAUCAACAUCAUCCAAUACAGUCCCAACACUGUCAAAGUCAAUUAGUGGUGGGUUCCCAGUUUCAGUUGGUAGUUCCAUCUCGACUCCCCAAUUGGUGUCUCCUCGACCAUGCAACAGUAUUGCGUCGUCACCAUCCUACUCGUACUCUUCGCCAUCUAUCUUUGCUCCCAUGUCAUCCCCGUCGUCGUCGAGUGCUCCCACCCCAGUCUCUCAAUCGCCCAUCACUUCGUCGCCAUCCACGUCGUCUCCAUCGCUCAGUCUAUCCGAUUCAUUCCUUCCAUCAUCCUACGACCCUUGGAAAUUCAAAUCCAGUGUAGUUCCAAUUAAUCUAACUAGUACCAGUACAACAUCCUCUAAUGAAAGUAGUGGUACUACUACUACUGCUACUACUCCUGCUUCCUCUACCACUUCUUCGUCAUCAUCCACUUCAUCAACAUCAGUUACACCAGAUAAAAAGAGAAAGUCGGCCAAGAGACACAAGAACCUGGUUGAUCGAACUUGUUUUACGUGCAAGGCUGAAGAAGAUGAAAAGGGUCGUACCAGCAUUGUCCAGUGUCGAUCGUGUCCCAAGAUAUACCAUCGAUCAUGUGCAGGACUGUCACAUACACCACGUAGUUGGAAGUGUCCGCGUCACUCUUGUUCCAAGUGUCGUAAACCAUCCAACGAGUCGGGUACCGGCAGUUUCUUUAUCUGUAAAGGUUGUCCUAGUAGUUUUUGCAUCAACUGUCUUCCAGAGGACAUUAUCAUCCUUGAAAAACAUGAAUAUAUGGAGAUUAGACCUUAUUCUCAACAAGCGGCGGCAGCAGCAGCAGCAGCGGCAGCGGCAUUAAAUGAAACAUCAACAAAUGAUAAUGAAAAUGAAGAUGACAACAAUGGAAAUACAACAACAACAACAACAAGUAUUGGUAAUAGUAAUUCAACCAGUCAAACCAAUAUUAUUACAAAGAAAUCAAAAGCAAAACCAACAGUUUAUAUUUUAUGUGAUAAAUGUAAACAUUCAGAUACUAAUACGACAACAACAACCAACAAUACGACAACAACGACAACAACAACGACAACAACCAACACGAAUUCAUCAUCCCCUCCAUUAUCAGAUGGAUCACAACAAUCUCCAUCUCUACGAAUUGAUGAAUGA